GAGAAACACAAGUGACGGAUACUGAGGGAAAAGAUCAAGAGGGUAGUGACCCUUAAAAUCAGUUCAAGAUGGAGCGACUAAAAUCAAGUACUUAAGGAGCUUUUUGAUUAAAGGCUCUUGACCAGGGCAGAGAUAACAGAGGACUGUAGCUUUACAGGACUGCAACAAGUGGACCUUUUUUAUUUCACCUUUUCAUCCUGAUAGUUACCUCAUGUUUGCCCUGAAGUGCUACAAGGGACAAGGGAAAUAUCUUUGGUAGGGUCUGGGGGCUUACAGGCAGAUAUUGCAUGAGAGAGAGAGAGCAGACAUGGUCAGGAUGCACUUCACACUAAAACACACCUAACACCAACAGAUAAAAGAAGAUUAUCAGGGAUUACUAGCAAAACAUUCAUUUAGAUCUGUGGUUUAUCCAUAAUUUCAUCAAAAGAAAAGUAAUCUCUUCUUCCACUGAGUGUCCCACAGUGGAGUUAAUCAUGAGAGGCAGGGUCAGGCCUGAGUGUGUUAAUCAGGAGGAGGGGAGAUAUUAGCUGGGGUCACCGGAUAGCACUAGCAUUAUUAUUAUUCUUUCAUAAGCCCUUCUUAAGCCCUUCUUAUCAACACAUUUAAAUGUCACCAUCUGAAGACCCUGUUUUUAGCCUUUUUAGUUUCAUUUAAACAUUUAAUCUUACUUUCUUGCCAGGAGAUGGAUUGGGUUUAAGGAUAUCCUCCAUCUCCUUAGAUAUACACAUUUUAGUGAUAAAUCCAAGCAUUUUGUAUAACUCUUUUGUAACUGUUGCAUUGAUCUUUAAAGUGAGCACAAAGGGGUCUGAGGUCAGGGGAUGUAUGGCCAUCAUUCACCACAGGGAUCAAUAGCAGGAUAUCACAUUAAAUCUUUCUGUCCAGCAUACCGUGGAGUCCUUGCAUUUCUCCCGGACUGAACCUACGUCCACCUAAAUCCCCUCUUGUUCAUUUUCCGUUCCAUCUGUCCUUUCCCACGUGUAUCAACUUCAGAGCAUCUUAUCCGGCUCCCCCCCCCCUCGCUAUCCUAUCUUUUAAUCAAUCUGUCUUUAAAGUAUCGCUUUGUCAGCUGUGUUUGGUCAUCUUUUGUUUAAACAGUUACAUCACAUUAAUUGUUUUCUCUCCAUCUAAACCUGGAAGCUCAUCACCUCUUUAAACCAUCCCAAAACAUCUGCCCUCCCAGCACCAUCUGUGACUGCAGUUAUACCCUCUGCCCUGUUCGUCCUAUUUCCACGUGCAGCAUCUCCCCCCUCUUUGCCUCACUUUGUCCCCCCUCUCUCGCUGGCCUCGCCCUGCCUCCCUCUUCUCCUGCGUGGCCAUGCUGGAGCGAAUGUCCCGUCGCUCUCGCUCCCUGCUCUCCCUGACCUUGACCUCUCUGGCUCUGGCCCUCUCCAUCCUGGCCCUCUGCACCUCUUACUGGUGCGAGGGCACCCACAAGGUGGUGAAGCCUCUCUGCCUGUCGCCAGUCAAAAUGAAGAACUGUGGUCAGAACAACAGCGAGCCUUACACCACAGAGAGUCCCACUCAGAACCCGUACAACCGCACCCUGUCUCCGGGCCGGAGGGACGAGCUGGCUCGGAUCAGACAGCGACAGAUGGCUAAUGCAGUUCAGUACAUCUGGGAGACAGGAGAAGACAAGUUUGCUUUCAGAUACUUCCACACUGGUUUCUGGGAGAGCUGCGAGACACACAACGAUGGGGAGAAAUGUCGAAGCUUUAUAGAUUUAACGCCUGGGGAAACACAAGGUGUGCUCUGGCUGUCAGUUAUUUCAGAGUUUACAUACAUCGGUCUGCUGGGGAUGGGCUUCUUACUGAUGUGGCUGGAAGUCUUGUGUUCCCAUAAAGAGAUGCACUCGCUAAAAAUCAAUGCCUAUGCAGCUAUCUGUACUGUGUUAUCAGGUCUUCUUGGGAUGGUGGCCCACAUGAUGUUCACCACCGUGUUCCAGAUGACAGUCAUCGUUGGCCCCAAAGACUGGAGGCCUCAGUCCUGGGACUAUGGCUGGUCUUUCGCUCUUGCCUGGGUGUCCUUCAGUUGCUGUAUGGGGGCCGCGGUGGUCACACUCAACUCUUACACAAAGACCAUCAUCGAGCUCCGCCGCAGACAGAGGCUCCGAUUGGAGGAAGCGAGAGCCGCCACUCAUGCUCCUUCCUACGAUGAGGUCGUUCCCGGGGGCGGGCUAUACUCUGUCAGCGGCCUGUUGCAGUGUCCGGACGGCAUGAUUGACGUGGCGUGGGCCCCGAAUGGCAGCGUGGUUGGAAUGGGAAAUGGAGACGUACCAACACUGGUCUUAGUAGGAGGCUGCGGGCCAGAAGGGUGUGAAGACUGUGAGAGAGAGAUGGAUGAGAUGGAUGAUGCUAUGGACCGAGUGGAUUCCCCUUGUUAGUGGAUCUUUGAUUUCCAUCAAUUUAUAAGAGCCGAAAAACAAAAAAAGGAAAGAGACUUUCACCGAGCUUGAAAGGGAUGAAUGUGAGCAAACAGAUUCAGUUUUUCUUUUCUUCUUCUUCCAUUUUCCAGUGAGGUUGGGACACACAUUUUGCGUUUGAAGGCCGGGGAAAUCUAUGCAUAAUGAAACUGUAAAGACUACAACUGUGUGUCACACUGACAUGCAAGAUUGUUUCUGGGUUUUUCUCAGUGCCUCAUGGUAGAAAAGUAAAUGUGUGUCUGUAUUUGCAAAGGCAUAUACAUGUUUAUAUUGUUUUAUUGGUUAUUUAUCAACUCGCAAUGUAUCAGGUGUAGACAGGACAGAUUUCUUCUCCUGUUGAAAAGAUCAUCCUGUAAUUCAUAGUAAAUAUACAAUAUAAUCUCAUUUAUCUGAGUGGGACAUUCAACAUGUUUCCUUUUUCAAUCUCCUCUGUCUCUUGUGACAAACUUUAGAUGUAAUGGACGCAUACCAGAAGCUACAUCAAACACAGUUUCUCUGCAGAUGCACAGACAAAUACAUACGAUAGACACAUAGCGAUAGAAAGAUUACAGAGCUUUUGAAAAGUCUGCUCUCUGAUGUUGAACAGAAGAUUAUGUGUAAACCAGUAAUCCCGAGUUGGAUGGAAAGGAGGAGGGAAGCAUGUGAAGGGAUGGAGAGGUGGAGGGGGAGCAGGUUGUCGGGGGGAGUUGGAAAGAAAUGCAGGCUGGCACACACCCGCACACAAAAUUCUGCACCAUGGAAACAUCACACUUUCAGGGAAAUAAUUGUGUUGAAUGUACAUUUAUACAGGCAACAAUUUCUAAAUAAAUGCAUCAAUAUGUUCCUUAGUCGGUUUAACGUGUGGUACAGCACUGGCUUUACUGUCUGGGAUCAACAAAAUUGAGAAUUUAAAGCCAUUUUUUUAUAGCAUAUUAUGCAGUGUGUUUCUAGGUCAAUGAAGAAUUUACUGUUUACUGGGGGAGACAAAUAACUCGAUUUUUAAGCACAGAUUUAUGAGAAAACCUUUAAUGUAUUUAUUGUACAGUGAAUUCAGUACAACACGUUAGAGCUACAACCUUUUGUAGACAUUUCCAGUUCUGUAAAAAAAACUUGAAUAAGCUACCUAUCGAGUAUGAUACUUAUGAAUUGUUUAUUAUUAUACAAAAGAAGUAGCAAGAAAGCUUAUUUUUUACCUGUGCAGAAAUGUUAAACGCUACGCCUUAAUUGGCCUCUUUUAGCUUCAAUAUUAUAUCAAUUAAAGGACAAACAUUAGCAAAACAAUCUGACAUAAACAAAACUUACUGAAACAUUAGUUGCAACCAAUAUUUAGCAGGAAGAGCAUUUACACAGAGGGGUGGAGUGGAUCCAAGAGCAAGGAGGAAAAGAGUUUGAAAGACUUUAACGAGAGGGAAUUAAAUGGUUAUGACUUUAUUCCUUCGGUGGCUCAUAGUGGAUAAGACGCAUUGCAUUCUCAUUUUCAAUCACCCCCUUGAUGAAUUCUCCCUCAGCCAGUCGCUCUGUGAGGGGGAAAAGAAAGCAGGAGAAAAUGGUAAAAAAGAUUAUACAUUAAGGAGUUAGGGGUAAAGAUGAGGUUGAAUUAUACAUCUGUAUCUUAUCUAAGAAAUCCUGAUUAUCUCCUGUGUGUGUGUGUGUGUGUGUGUGUGUGUGUGUGUGUGUGUGUGUGUGUGUGUGUGUGUGUGUGUGUGUGUGUGUGUGUGUGUGUGUGUGUGUGUGUGUGUGUGUGUGUGUGUGUGUGUGUGUGUGUGUGUGUGUGUGUGUGUGUGUGUGUGUGUGUACGCAUGCAUGUAUGACAGUAGCAUGCAAGGCAGUGGAGUCAAUUUAAGGUUAAUGCUAGCAUAGUAAAGCUUGCAUGACACAUGUGAUGCUGUAACUGGGGGGGGGGGAAGUGCCCUCAGGUGGAUGUACUGCUUGUAUUAUUGUUAAGCCAAACAUCUGUAAUCUUCAGUACCGGAUGUAAGAACAGUUGUUGAGGAAAGGUACUAAGAGCUUACACUGAGUUCAUCUUUUGCUAACAUACACAGGCCGGGGUAAGAACAGAUGUCAUGAACCACGGGGGCACAAUGCAUAGACACGUUUGUUGUUUUCUUUACCGUUGUCUUUCUUUUCGAAGUAAGCCCACAGCUUGUUGGCUCUCUUCUCUGGUGUGUUCUCAUCCUCUGGUAGCUUGGCCUGCUCCUCCUUGGGGAUCAGCUUAAAUAUGGCCUGAGAGGGGGUUGGGUAAAAGAUUGGUGAUAAUGCUGCCUCAUUUCUCUCAAACAAAUAAUGUACGGAAGUCCACACAGAAAAUAAAACAAACAUGUGCAAGCCAAUUAUGUGGCAGCUGCAGCUGAAAAAGCAAUCCUGGAGACCCAUGUAGGAUAUUUUAUACACGAUAAAUUAAACUACCUAAAGCAGGAGUGUAAUUCCUCAGGGAAAUGCCACCUAGAUUCCCGCAGAUUGUAAAUAACUUGUAAAUGACUGUGCAUUUUAUGUUCAGGUCUUUAAGUGUGUCCCAUUUAAAGGCCUUGAAGCACUUGAAGCACUCAUCUCCCACAUUUAAGAGACUUAGAUUAACAUGGAUUAGUGCCAAGACUCAGGCCACAGGCCAAACACCAUGAUGACAUCUCUUCUCUCGCUGUACUGUCCCUCCAUUUUACAGAAUAGUUCACAAAGUGGGCUCACAGAUGACAAUCAGUUACUGGUCACUUAUAGAUAAUUCAAUCAGAUCUGUAUCAAGUAGCAUACUUUCAAUCAAGGUAGAGAAAAACAAUUUAAAAGGGACAGUUUGAAUAAAUUGGCAUUAUAAUUUGGAGUCAUUUACAUACACAAGAACAGACUUUGAUUGUGUUGAUGGGGAAAAAUACCUACGAUUUGGCAGAUUUGCCCUUUGCCUCUGAAUAUUUCUGACAUUGCCUUAAAAAUACAAUGUAUUUUGACUCUCUCCUAAAAUAAUCUAUGAUAUUAGUGUAGUAUAGUAGACUAAACCAAAUAAAAUGAGUGACAAAUCCUGCCUUCCUCACUCACUUGUUUCACACUUUAAACCUACCAAUGAAAACAAAUAUCAAUGGAUUAUCUUUCUGUAAUAGUAUUGUUAUUUUCUAAGCAUGUUGCAGAUCUGUUUAUUGCGAACCUCUUCACAACGUAUAUAAUUCUAUUGUAGGCCGUUGAACUUUUGUCAGUGUUGGUAUAAAACGUAGCUUGUUGGUGCAGUGGUUGUAAACGUGAUGCAAUUGGAGUCUGACCAGUUGGCCAGGAUUUAAAUCACAUUAUUAUUGCCAACUGGAUACUCGUCUGAUCUGUUUAAACCUCUUACCAUACUAAAACAUUUAUCUUAAGGUAAGAAACUUAAUCAUCAUAAGACUGAGUUUUGAAUUUAUGAAAACAAAGGGUAACAACUAUUUUACUGUAAUUAUUAUAUAUAAAUAAAUCAAACAGUUCAAAGUGGCAACCUCAUGAAUCAAAGGAACGUGGAUUAGACCCAGGGGUGACGAGCAGUCCCUCUUUAGGAAAAGCAAUACAUGAGUACGGUAGUCUUGUUUAAGAAUAGGAUUGCCUUCAUAAUCACAGAGAUUAUCAGGCUCAAAUAGACACUCUAAAUGGGCUGGCAAUUAGUACUGAGACCUACAUACUAUAAAAAGGAAGGUAAUUUUCCAAAAAAUAGCAAUUCAUAUUAUAGGAUCUACCAGGAAUACUUGACAAUAAGACGCAACCAAAUAUACAUUUCCAAAACGUUUUAAAUAAAAUGACCAGAGUUAAAAAAUACGCCUCACCAGCAUAAAAGUUAAAGAGAACUAAACAUUGUAAACUUAAAAGGUAGUAUAGACCACAGGAUUAUUGUAUUAGAUUGUAUGUCAAGUAAUCCUCUUGUUUGGUCUUUCUGUUGUCGCUGACAACUGAAUAAGACAUUUCCCUGAAGACCUUGUGCAACGAAACAGCUUAAAUGUCUGAUAUCAUUCUCUUGUAGCAGCAAUAAAGGUGAACAUUAUGGUCAAAUUAAAUAACAUUUCUCUCUUUAGCACUCCUUGUCAACAUAGUUGGAACUACUCUCCAACAGAUGAGAUGAAUAUUUAGAAAAGGCAACAUCCCACUGCAUGUUCCCCCUCACCUGGCAGAUCUCUGUCACUUCUGUCUUGUUGAUGUAUCCGUUCUUGUCCACGUCAAACAGCGAGAAGGCCCACUCCAGUUUCCUGGCCGGCUCCCCAGUGGAAGUCAUGUGCAGUGCGAUGAUGUACUCCUUGAAGUCCAAGGUGCCAUCGUCGUUUGUGUCAAAGGAGCGAAACACAUGUCGUGCGUAGCUCUUUGCAUCGCUGUCAGGGAAGAAGCGGGCGUAGAUCUGCUCAAACUCUUCUGGUGUAAUGCGUCCUGUCGGGCACUGCGUCUGAAAGUUCUCGUACCACUGGGAGAUCUCAUCCUCAGUGAAGUGUGUGGUGAGCUUCAGGUCCUUCAGGAUCUCCUUCGAUAAUGCGCUACUGGUUGAAUUUCCCAUGGUAGUUUUUCAGGGUCAGUUCUCACUGACAAAUAUUUGCCACUGGAGUUUUAUUUCUCCUGUGCCACUUGGACUUCUCCUUUGUUUCAACUAUUUCUCCUCUGGCUUGACCUCUGCUGUUGAUGUUAGAGGCCAAAGAGAACAGAGAAAAAAAAACCGCAUAUGGUAAAGUCCACUAAUGAAAUUAGUUUAAUAGAUUAAACUUCCGUAUCAAUAAAUAGCAUAGUGAGGAUUGUAGGGAAAGCUCACCUGUGUGUUGUUUCGGCAGAUGAUGGCUGAAGAUUUGAGUAUCUCAACAAGUAAGACAGUAAGAGAUAAGGAGGGCAGGGGGAACGCACGCCUCCCAUGGGCGAGAGGGUUAAUUCUGUUAAUGCAGGAUUUAAGGUGGCUGAGCCAUACUUUUCUUUAUUGGGUCUCUUAGUCUAGAAAGAUCUACAGUAUAUGAGAUUGUUGAGUUUAAUCCUUUGUUUAUUAUUUAUGAAUAUUAUGAUUUCUGAGGUAUGCCUCCCGUCUAAGAAGUUUAUGGUUUUACUUUACUUAGAUACUAAUCUUUAUUUAUUUUAAGCAUUUCACUGUUUCAUUGUGCUUACAACCCUUUUGAUGAAUUGAGAAGUAUUUAAGAAGCUAGAAACUUAAACAUUACUUCUAUAAACUGACCAGAAAAUUAGCAGACAUGUUGAAAAUUCGCUCCAGGUGUUUGUUUGUUUUUUAAAGCUAGCAUUAGUUCAUUCACUGUAUGUCUGCUUUUUUCUGUAGUGGCCUUUCAAUGGGUUUAGUUGACUACUGAAACCUAAUCCAGACUACCAUCUGUCCAGGCAGUUUAACUCCCCCUCACUUUAAAUCCCACCUACGCCCCUCACAUCCACAUCACUAAAGGCAUUGUAAAUUACCUCCAUCCAAGCGUCAGGGAUGACCUAUAAAAUGCAUUUUUGUCUCUAACCUGGGUUUUACUGGGCAGAUUGUUUAAAAGUUGUGCCUGCCUUUUCUUAAUACAAAAGUGUAAUAUACUGCA
Molecule: messenger RNA, 7896 nt
Organism: Gymnodraco acuticeps
Lineage: Eukaryota; Metazoa; Chordata; Actinopteri; Perciformes; Bathydraconidae
Product: germ cell-specific gene 1-like protein
Exons: 7
Coding region: 1316-2380 (354 amino acids)
Cellular component (GO): plasma membrane
Source: RefSeq, a predicted model, not a curated record